AGUUCUUAGUUUAAUAUUUGGUUUAUUAAAAGUAGUUUUUUGAGCUUCGGAGCUAACGUCCGAUGCUUUCUAGUUGUGUAAACGCUGAGCUUCACUGUUAGUCCGUUAAACUUGGAAAUUCCAGAGUAAGUCCUAUUGCAUGAUUAACACCGGUUUGUGACACGAGAGCUGCUGAUGGUGUUCCCUGGAGAUCAGGAUGUUUACUGCCGCCUCACAGGAAAGAUCCCGUGAUGGAUCGUCUCAGAGCCGUGGUAAAGAUGUUGCUAGGCCUGGUCACAAGGCGAAGAAAAAGACUCACUCUCCUAAAGUGACUUUACCACCUCUGUGCCCGGAGCCGUUUUGUAUCUUAUCAGCUUCUGCAGCCAAGCCCCUGUUCAGUUGUUCCUCUCUCCUCAAAAAUGUCCACUCUGAUGGACAUUUGUCAUUGGCAGACUUGCCUCAUAUUAUUGCUAAAGUAGGACCUGGGAUAGCCACAGGCGACACAAAAUGGAAAGAAGGACCUCAAUUAAUGGCUUCAACACUAGGGACAGAAAUCCCUGUUAGAAUUACUCAGUCGACAACAGAGAGUAUUCAGGAAAAAGGUGAAUCAAAAACAGCCAAAGCUUGCAAGUAUAAAAAGAUAGCAACCUUGAAACAUGGGAGGGCUACCAAACCAAGUAUAUCUCCCCUCACUGGUGCAGAAGUUGUUCAAAUUUUGUUUCAGAAAAGAGACCUGGGAGAAUAUGAGAUUUAUUACCUCAAAACAGUAGAUGGGGAUGCUUACAGACCCUAUGACCUGCGAGUUGUCCAUUCCAGUGAAGCUGGUCCUGAGCACUAUGUCUUCACCCUUAAAACUGUCCUGCAUGUUACCCAGACGGGUAUUGGUGGAACUGUCAGUCUGGCAGAGUGGUAUAGGCAGUAUGUGCUGUGGACAGAUUUGCAGAAAAUUGCAUUUUUCAGGGACUUUAGACUGCAGAAAGCUUUUUUCUGGUGGCAUCAAAACACACGCAAGAGAAUUUUUCAGCGCCGGAGCAAGAAUCUGGAGGACAUGCUGCUCAUAGCUGUACCUCAGUUCAGGAAUGCCCUGCAUCUAUUAAAAGGAGUAAUUGAAGAACUAAAAGAGACACACUGGAUGCCUCUGGAUGUCUGUGAAUGCCACACAUUGACGGAAUUCAAGAACAUACUGAUAAGCAAGAAUCAAGAGUGUCUGCAGAUAUUGGAGAAGUUAUCACAGUAUCACACUCUCACCCUAAAUAUGGUGAAAGAAGACAGCUAUAAGAAACACCAGGAGCUGCAGCUACACUUAAAACUCGCUAACGAUCCAAAGAGCUUCCACAAACCCAUACAUUUGCUCAUGGCUCAUCAGCGCAAGCUGAAGAAAGAGUUGGCCCAGUCUGAAAGCACCUUGAAGAAAUUGGGAAAUUUUGCAGCUCUUGUGCAUCAGAUGAUUGUGCAGAGUCUCGUGACAGUCAUACUAGAAGAUGCUUUUUCAUUUCUCGAUCUUUUAAAGAGGAAGGAACUGCCAAAGUGCUGUCUCUUCCACACCGAGCUGCGUUUCAGUGCUGAUAAUCGGCUGACGGUGGAGCCGCCAAUACAUCUGUUCAAAGAAGCAGUGAGCCAAGCACUUCUCACUGUAGGCGACUCUAUUAUUCAGAAAUGUGAUGACUGCGGGUUUUUCCUAGAGGUCAGCAAAGAUGUGUUAAUCUCUGCUCAGGAUUUAGAUGAUGACUUCAGCUGUAUUAACCCUUCUGUAAAUACAGUGGACAAAAACACUGAUGAGAACACUAGUCAGUUUCUGAGAGAUAUGUCAGCUUGCUGGCAGACACUGCCUAAAGUUGCUUUUCCAGUGGUGCAAGGCAACAUGGUGCAUGGCUGCUACUCUCCUCUCUCCAAAAGCCAGCUAGAGUGGCACAUCAGCAUCAAUGACAUCACAAAAGAAGUUGAGAAGGAGCAGUCUAAGAUCAUGCAGGAAGCCGAACUAGAGAUCCAACAGCUGUAUGAGAGCUACGCAUGGAUGGUGCAGAUCCAUUUGUUUAUUUGUCAGUGGAGUCGAGCCUCUUUGGAAUCCAUGAGGGGUCGGCCUGCGUCAGUGUACGAGGAGAACAUUAGGAAGGUGCGCAACUGGGCUGAAAGAAUCAGUGUAGCUGACUCGUCAUUUUCUUCCUCCAAUCAGCUGUUCGUCAUCCACUGCACCCACACAAAGGAAGCUCUAGGGCAACGGCUGAGGUUCAUCGAAGAAGAAGUGCAAGAGCAACUAGUUGAGCAGAUAAGGAAGGAGUCAGAGAGCCUCAUAUCAUAUUUGGAGGGAGCUACUUCUGAACUCAAGACAGCACCUCAAGACUUGCGUGACUUCUCAAAAUAUGCUCUUAGGGUGAGGGAAUUUGUGAAGGUCUUGCCUGACAAACAGAAACAUUUGGAGUACAUUCAGUCUCUUCAAAACACAAUUUGCAUGAACUAUAGGAAUAUGACAGAGGCGGAGUUGACUGUGGAAGAAAAGAUGCUGAACUUGUGGAAUUGCUUUAUUCCCCUGUUGAAGGAAGCAGGCGACCUUGUUUGCUGCCAUCAUCCUUCAAUGGCUAAAGCACUGGACAUGAUGUUCUCAUUUCUGUUCUGUGACCUUAAAAAUAUCGUCUCUGACUCUACAUCUGGACCCUUCCUUGAUCCUGGCCAAAAUGCCAAAGAGAUGAUGUCCAAACUGAACUACAUGUGCAUGCAUUUAAACACUCUCAGUGCAAAGCUGGAACUGCUUAGUAGGAGCAGUCAAGAGAUGGGAGAACAUACAAUAGAUCUCACCGUAUUGACCACAGAUGUUCAGAAGGUCAUAGCCCGCAAAGACUUGUGGGAACUGAUAGCAGUCUAUACUACAUGGCUGGAAGAAUGGAAGCCAAUGGUUUUUAGUGAGGUUGUGGUCUCUGAAGCUCAGGAUAAAAUUACAGAGUGGAAGGAGCAGGCUCAAUCUUUAACAAUCACCAUACCUGCCAGUGAUGCAGUGCUGCAGGAGAUUUUAGGAUCUCUGGAAAACAUAAGCCAUCAGCUUUUAGUCCUGGCCAAGCUACAGAGCCCCACACUGAAAGGAAAACACUGGAGAGCCAUUUUAGAAGACCUGGGCCUAAAAUAUAAAUCAGAGAAGAAUGUGACUGUUGCUGAUCUCAUGUCUCAACAACUUGAAAGUCAUCAGAAUCUGAUUGACAAGAUAUGCAGAUGUGCACACAGGGAGUGUGACAUGAAGCAAACUUUCCAAAAGCUUUGUCACAGAUGGGAAGGCAAACUCUUUCAGUUGGAUGUAUUUGCUCCCCUUUGCGUGGAAACACGGUGCAAACACACUGGGAAGACCACAGAAGGUGCCCUUCUCAAUGUGCUAACUGACAGGAAACCCCCCAGUGAUCCUAGAUUUACUAUAGAUCUGGGAGUACACUUUGCUGAGAUUGAGACCAGUUUGAUGAUGCUGUCCACAAUGUUAAAGUCCCCAUACAGUGUUGAGUUCAGGCUGCCGCUGGAGGACUGGAUUCAAACACUACAAGAACUUGAGAAGCUGCUUGCUUUACUUGAAAGAUAUCAGCAAAUGUGGGCCUUCUUAACCAACGUGCUUGGUGGGACAUUUUUCCGUACUCAAAGAAUGGACCUGCUGAAGCAUUUUCAACCAGUUGAUGAGACAUUCGAGGAAAUGAUGACCUCUAUAUCAAACGAACCUCGUGUGUUGAACUUAGUUUCCACUGAAACAAAUGAGAGAUUUCGUGGUGAUAGCCUUUGCCAGGUUCUUCUUAAUGGUUUGUCUGCAAUGGAAGUCAUUUCAAAACAAAUGUCAGAUCUUCUUGAUGACCUCUGUGAAGAGUGUCCCAGAUUCUGGUUUUUGAGUGAAGGGGAAGUGAUGCAGAUACUCUCUUUGGACCCAACACCUUUUGAAUUUCAACCCUUUGUUAAAAAAAGCUUUAAAGGGGUUCAUUUGCUUGAAGUUGACUGUGAAAUACAAAGAGAUGGUGAUUCUAUAUCUGAGUGCCAGAGGCAGAUGAAGGUGCUGGGUAUUUUUGGCAGCUUCCAAGAACACGUUGCCUUUCAGUCUCCUUUAGAACCAAAUGCGGACGCUUUGAAGUGGUUUUGUAACUUUGAGAAAGAAUUAAAGUUGACCAUGGUACAGCUUCUGACACAGUGUGCUGCUGUGAGAAAACAGCUCGAAUCAUCCAGUCAAAAUUUAGCAAGUGACACGAAAGCUAGAGACAACCAGCUCUCCAGUGCGGUAGCUGUGCUGGGCCUGCUUUCUGAAUAUCCUCUUGAGUGCCUUCUGGUGGUGGAGAAGGCAAUGUGGUGCAGUGUUGUUCUACAAGCUUUCCAAGAAUCGAGCUCAGUGAAGUUCAGCACCAUAAAGGCACAUGUCGCCGCAAAGCUGAAAGACCUUAGCCAUUAUAUAAGAGACGGAGUCACAGGAUCUAAAACUGGAACUCAAGUUUCCAAGUACAUAAUGAUGUGUCUGCGAGCUUUACUGCAACUUACAAUGAAUCAUGCAGAGCAACUACAUCGACUGAUGGAUGUUCCGUGUGCGCGGGAGUCAUCUUUUGAAUGGCUGAGUUGUAUGAAAUAUUAUAUUAACUCAGAGGAGAAUAAUGAUCCAACAUGUUUUGUGGAUAUUUUGGGCCAUCAGCUCCAGUACAGCUUUGAAUACUCUGGCCCAGGAGAGUGGGAGAUGGUGCAUACCCCUUGCACAGACCGGGCAAUACUAGGGAUUGUCAUUGCUCUGACAACCUACAGAUGUUGUUCUGUGGGUGGCCCUUCCAUGUCUGGAAAGAAAAAUACUGUGAUCCAGUUAGGAAAAGCGCUGGGGCGACAGGUUGUCCUAAAACAGUGUUAUCCAAGCAUGAUGCCUCGUGUUAUUCAGCGGAUGUUGGUUGGGGCCCUUCAGGCAGGGGCAUGGCUUGUGUUGAACUCUGUGGACUUGCUAACACACAGUGAUCUGUCAAUACUAGGACAGCAUCUUGUUGACAUACACCAGUCCUUCAACAUGUUAAGAAGAAAUAAAAAGGAGAGGCUAAAUUGUGAGACAGAGAUAAAAAUUUCUGAUGGGGUUGCGGGGUUCACAAAUGCUGCUGAGUCAGAAUGUCACAUGACACUUGCAGGAAAACACAUUUCUGCCAGUCUCGGCUAUGGAUGUGUUGCCAUCUCAUCAAAAGAAAAUAUAUCUAGAGUUCUUGAAAGUCUGCGAUUUGCUACAAGAUCUGUUGCAUUAACACGUCCAGAUUACAGAAUAAUUGCCGAAGUAAUGCUAACUUCCAUUGGUUUUUCAGACGCUAUGUCGUUAAGUCAACGUCUGGUGUCCCUCAUUAGCCUGGCUCAAGAGUCCCAUUGUCUACCUGAUCUUUUCUCUGACAAUGACAGCUGCUUUCUUGUUAUCCUGCAAAAGAUCAUCUCAGCUUCUGAAAGACAUUUGCAGCAGGUUGUAAGGAGACGAGAAAAUUCAAAGGAGUCCAAAGAUUCGCUCGACACUGAUCUUAUGUCGUCACAAAAUGAGCCUAUCAAACCUUUUGAGGAGGACGGAAGGAAAACUGAAAAGCCUCCAAAGUCACACCGUUGUUAUUUGAUGGUUGUACACAGUUUAAUGGAAGAGGAAGCAAUUGUCAGAGCCAUUCAUUCUGUAUUGCCGCCUGAGAAGAAAGCCACCUCACAGUUCUACAUCCUUUUCAAAGACGCUUUUCCUAUAGCAUGCCAGUUUCCGCUUGUCCAACAAUUUAUUGAAGAAGCUGAAAAGAACCAACUUGAAGAUGCACUUAGAGAAGAAAUACAACAAAAACACUUCUGUUGUGACACAGACAUCAUUUGCAAUGCUCUUACACUCUACCAGACCAUGAAAUUGUCUCAGGCAGUUUUGCUUAUAGGGCCCCCCGGGAGCGGAAAAAGCACCUGUUACACUGCUCUGACUGGAGCACUGAAUAGCCUGGCUGCUAAGACAGUGGAGUUGUUUUUUGACAAGGAAAAUACGAUUGAUGCAGGCUCUCCACAGGCAGAUCAAAAGAUAUCUCUUUCAAACUGGAGCUUUGUUGAAACUUUAGUCUUAUUUCCUAACGCUAUGUCCCAUGAUGAGAUAUUUGGCUGCUUCUGUGAAAAGAGAGGAUGGAUAGAUGGAGCUCUGGCAAAGGUGCUGCGAGAUGCAGGACGGCGUGAGCAUGCAGGCUUUAAACUCUGUAACAAUGAGAAGAAAACUGAUGAGACAGUAGUAGUGAAGUGGCUGGUGAUGGAUGGGGAGCCUGUGGGGCAGCCCGGCUGGUUAGAUUACCUGACCACACUGUGCAGGUCUCAGGAUGCCUUUCUGGGUCUGUCGUCAGGUGAGACAUUGUUGUCUCAGUCGAAACUAAAGCUGCUUAUGGAAGUCACUGACCUAUGCAAUGCAAGCCCCUCUGCAGUGACCCGCUGCAGCCUUGUUUAUGUCACAGGAGAUGAUCUGUGGAAGUCUGUGUGGAAGAGUGAAAUUGAUGCUCUCUCCUUUAAAUACAAACUAGAUCAGAGAAUUGUGAAAAUGUGGAAUCACUUGGCUGAAGAUCUUUUCUCUAGCACCCUUCAUUUGCUUGGGCAAAGGAGUUUAACCUCUGCAAUCCACACUGAAAGAAAAUCUUGCAAAGCCCCCACAUACGGACUGCAAGAAGUCAUGUCAUUUGUCAGGAUCCUGCAUGCCCUCCUACAACAUUUUGGAAAGGAAGUAGAAAAACCUGAGUCAGUGGCACAUAUCGACACAACAGAUAUGCCUCCAGCAGCCACAGGUGCCCAAAGUAAGCAGGAGCAGCUCAGCAGAAACAUUUUUCUCCUGGCUUAUAUCUGGGGAUUUGGUGGUCGCCUUCAUUCUCGCCACUGGCCACAGUUUGAUUUAUUAGCCCGCCAAGUGCUCCUAACUUGCAGAUACAAAAUUGUGGUCCCUGAUGAAGUCAGUGUGUAUGAACACUUCUUUAGUAUUGACACUAAGAUGUGCCCCAAGAAUACGCUGUCGACAGACUCUGUCAUCCCAAUGUACAGGAAAUACACAUAUCUCCUGAACCUCAUGCUGGAGGCAAAGCAGCCAGUUUUGGUUUCUGGAGAGCCUGGCUCUGGAAAAACCACACUGUGCCAAACUGUGCUGACUUUUAACAAGCCGCACAUUAACCUACCAGCCAGUCCACUUCUGAGCUCCAGAGACUUGCACACUAUACUGAAAAGCAUCAGAUGCCAGAAGAACUGUAAAGAGACUACUGACUUCACGGCAAACCAGCCACGCUUGUUUUUGUUUGUUGAUGAUUUACAUGAAGCCCCCUGUGACGUCUUUGGAACGUCUGCAAUGGCUCUAGAGACACUAAGACAGAGUAUUUCAAAAGGAGAGAUUCUAACAUUUGACACCUACAGCUCCAAGUUGUUACAGUCGGGAACUAUCAGCUACCUGGCUGCAUGCUGUAUAUCUGGAUUGGAUCAUUCCCACAGCGGUGUUAUAUCCCCACGGCUCUCACGCCUGUUUUCUAUCUUUGUGCUUGAUGGCGUAUCCCCAGACAUUUUAAUGUCUAUCUAUUCUCCCUGGCUAAAAAUCUGGCUCAGUGAAAUGCCACUUAAUAGGCACAUUGGUGAGGAUAUGUCAUCUUCCAUUGUCACUGCUACUAAUGAGCUGUAUCAUGCAGUAAGUGACAGAUUUCAGCCCUCUGUGCAGAGGCCUCAUUUCAUAUUUUCCCAUCGUGAUCUUCAGAAGGUGUUUCAGGGGAUGUACCUAUGGAGGUCUGUAAUCUCAAACAAGCAGAACAAGGAGGUUUCACAACCAGGCUUUCCUCCAGCAUCGGUUCUCAACAUAGUACAGGUGUGGAUGCAUGAGUGCAUGCGUACUUUCAGUGACAGGUUGUGCUCAGAGGAUGAUAGAAAAACUGUUGUGUCACUCAUAGCCAAGACAGCAGCAACACACUAUGGAAUGAAACUGGCUAAUGAAAUUGAUGGGGACAGUCAGCCAGCAGGUGAAAAUACAGACCCUGUAGAUCUGCCUAAAGAUCUAAACCAGCAAAGCCAAUUGCACAGCGCAUUAACUACGCCUGAAAACAUCUUUCAGCAACCGCAGAUUCUUCAGUAUUUGGAAGACACGAUGGCACAACUUGCGUUUGGUCCUGAUCUCUCUGAGGCCCUUAAGUCGAUAAAACAGCAACAAUAUUUUAAAUUUAGCCCUUCUUAUCAGGAGCAAGACCUUGAUACGCUAGUGCAAAAGCUGUGUGUACUCACGGACGGAAAAGAAGAAGGUGAAGGACCUGACUGCAGCAUCACAACCAAAUACAUUUUACACAGACAGAGGGUGAGUCAGUUGUUACACAUUAUCAGGGCUUUGCUGCUACCUCGAGGUCAUGGAGUGCUGAUUGGCUCAGAUAGGGGCACAGGCCGCAAAACCACUGUCCGUUUAGCUGCCCACCUUACAGGCUAUGAGUUAUUGGAGAUACAUGCUGGUAAUCAAAAUAAUCUUCAUGAAAUCCUGAAAGAAGCUGGGAAUAAGACUAGGUCGGAUGGAAUCAGUGUCAUCAUUCUGGUCCAUGAGGACAUCAGCCAGUCUGUCAGAGAAGAAUUACUGGUACCGAUGGCUCACGGUGCCUGUCCAGCACUCUUCACCGACGAAGAGCUGAGGGACCUUGUUUCCAGAAUGACUGCAGCAAAAUACUCACGAAGAUAUCUUAUGGACAACUGGAUGUUUGAGAAGCGUUUGAGUCAAGUCCACAGAAAUAUCCACAUAUUCCUGCUAAUGCCAUACAGCAUGUCAGAAAGCUCUGACAUACCUUCCAAAAAUGAAGCACAAAGCUGGGUUGGACAAAUGGCCAAGGCCCUCAGGCACAGCUGUUGUGUUGAGGUGUACCAGCCGUGGUCUCACCAGUCUUUGGUGGAAGUUGCUGUUCAGUGCCUCAAAACAAGCCCUUGUAAAAUGGUUCGAGAAAGCUCAGAGGCCAGCCUGUCUGUGGCUAUGGCAGGGAUCCAUCGGUCUGCAUUCCAGUAUGCUUCUGUCCUUCUAAGAAAUCAGCCUUUCAGUCCUCGGACUUAUAUGGAGUUCAUUGCCCACUUUGGUUACUUCUGCAGCCUCCUGCACAAGCAGUGCCAGGACAAAGCCAACAGAAUUGCUGCUGCUGUGUCUCGUUUGGAUGCAGUGAACAACAUAUCCAUGCAGCGUAAAGAGCACUUAAUAAGUGUGCAGAAGAUGGUUUCUGAAACAGACCAGCGUGAGAAAGAGCUCCUUCAAGCUGUAGAAGAUCAUAAGAAACUGUUUGAGGAAGCCUGUGAGAAGUGCGCUGCAGAGGAACACCAACUGUGUUACCUGAAAGAGCAGAUUAAUCAGGCUCAAAAACAGAUAAAACCUGCAUUCUUGUCAGGCCUUCAGAUUCUUAAGUGUUUGGAUCCAUCGGAUGUGGAGGAGGUGCGCCACUACAGAGACCCACCUGUGGGAGUUGUGCAAGUCAUGGAUGCUAUUUGUUUGCUGUUUAGUCAUCCACCGGGCUGGGAAAGUGCUAAACAACUUCUUUCCCAAGCAGACUUUUUCCAGGAACUGGAAUAUUUUGACCGCUACAACCUGACGAAUGAACAGCUGCAAAAGCUUGGGCAGAUAGUUCACAGUCCCCAGUUUGUUCCUGAGGCUGUGCGAGAGGUCAGUAAGGCCUGCGAAUCCCUCUGUCGAUGGGUCCAGGCUGUGUAUGAGUACUGCUGUGUUCAGCAGCGAGUGUUCCUAAAGCAGCAGUUGGAGGUUCAGGCUGCAGAGACGAGAAGUCGGUUGAAUCGAGCCGAGCAGCGCAAGCAGGAGGUAUACAGCUCACUGGAGGCCACUGAGCUUCAUCUGCAGUGUGUUCAAAAUGACCUAAUGGAACAACUGAUGCUGCUACACGAAGCUGAAAGUGCAGAGCAAGAAGCUUCUGCAUGUGCUGGGCAGAGUGAGACGUAUGGCAAAGUUUGGAGGGCUGUUGCUCAGGACACAGAGGUACGUAAUCAAAACGUGCCAGGAGACGCCCUCCUCUUGGCUGCGACCGUCUCGUAUUUAGGCCCUUUUGGACCUGAUACACGCACAGAACUGCUGCGCAAGUGGCAGACUCUGUGCCAGACAGGAAGCAUCGACAUAAACCCCAACGACCCCAGAACCUCUCUGUUUACACAGUUAGACACUGUACCUGGUUCCUUAUCUCUUGGUUUUCCCAUCCCUGUAACUGAGAGAUUGCAGUUGCCUUUGGGUCAGGCAUUAGGGAUGAAUGAGUGGCAAACUGAAGACACUCUCUCUGCCAGGCUGGUGGUUAAGCUGUUGCUUUGUGGAUACAGAAGUACCUACAUCCAGCAUUGGCCUCUACUAGUAGACAGCCAGCAACAUCUGGAGAUGAAUUUUCCAAAUAGUCUCAUCCCAGGAAAGAACACAAAACUUGAGGAAGAAAUAGAUUUUGGGAUGGUCAUUUGUGGAGAUGACGUGGAACUGGUGCACAAGCUGGACCAGGCUGCUGAGAGAGGUUUGAGAGUACUGGUUACUCAUGUGGAGCGUGCAAUCCCCAAUCCUCAAUUCCUGGCCAAGUUGUCACGUCCUGCUGGAUGUUACUUUCCAGGAUUAAAUCAACCUAUUCAGAUGGUCCAUCCUGAGUUUUGCCUCUUCCUCAGCACAUGUCUGCCGAUUAGACUACUUAACAGUGGGAUCCAUCCAUCUAUCUUGGCUCAGGUACGUGUGGUUGACCUUUCUCUGAGCUCAGAAGACAUCCCGGAGCUGAUGCUGACACAGCUGCCGCAGCCUGAGUGUAAAGAGCUGCUGAUUCAACACUUUCAAUUCCAGAAUUACAAACAGGAGCUGCGGGAGAAACUGGCCACAGAGGAGGAUGCUCUAAUGGGUUACAUCCUGCAGUCUAACACUGUCCUGCUGCAAGACCCGGAUUUUCUUCCCCGUGUAAAAGUUUGUCAAGAAGUGACGAAGAAGCUACAGGAUAAGAUGAAGCAGCUGAGGGAGCAGCUGGAGCACCAUGAGUCCCUGCUGGCAGUGCCUCGCCACUUCGUGAGGCUGGGUGCCGCUCUCUACCAGACCCUGCAGGCUGUGUCCAGUCUUUCCCCUGCCUAUUAUUUCUCCCUACAUGGCUUCAUCACUGUGAUGCAAGAAGCUUUCACUGGGAAGGACAGGAUAAUAGGGAAAGUUCCAGGGAGCAUAAUACAAGAGUUGAUAAACACGAUGGUAGUCAAAGUGCUGGUACAAUACAGGCCUUGUCUUUUCAAGACCCAUGCUGCUGUUCUGAAGCUGCUUGUGUCUUUGGCCUUGCUCCAGCACAAUCAGCUGUGCUCUGAGGGUGAGAGGUUGGCCUUCCUCAUAGGCCUUGGAGACACACAGCAUCCUGGGACUGAUUCAUCAUCCUCCAUCGCUGAUCUUCCCAGCUGGAUUUCCCCACUUAUCCACUCAGAGCUACUUCACUUGGAAAAGAUUCCUUCAUUCAGAGGCCUAAUUGCCUCACUCUGUGCUUCCCCGAAGCAAUGGCAGGAGUACCUUCACUUUCCUUCCACUACAGUGUUAGGGCCCGUUCCCUGUUGUUCUCACCGCCAUCUCUCUUUGCUGCAGCGGGCUCUCCUCUGGAAGACCAUGAUCCCCGACUGCCUGGAGGGACUAGCAGAUGCCAUAAAUGCCUGUCAACUCUGCCUGCCUCAAAAGAAAACAGAGACUGAAGCCCCUCUCAUUGGGAACCCAGAGGCAUUCUCAUUAUAUUUGGUCAAACAUAAGGAGCCCAUCAUUCUUACAUUGCCCAAUCCAAAUAGAGAUAUGCAGAUAAGCAUUGAGCCUCUUUGUUUAAUAAACCAGUUGGCCAAAUGUGUACCAGGAAAAAAAGAGGUUCAGGUGAAAGUCCUUUCCUUUUGGGCUCUCUGUGACAGAAAUCUCUUCCUUUCAAUGCUGGACAAAGCUGCUAAUGACGGCCACUGGUUGGUGUUUAACAACAGUCAUCUGUUAGAACAACUGGAUGAUGUCGUAGUGGCUAAACUCAGUCAUUUAAUCUCCUCAGUCAAAGAGAAACCUUGUCUGAUUCACCCCAGCUUCCGAUUGUGGUUUAUAACUGAAGAAAACACAUCACACCUCAUACCAGCGUCAGUGCGAAUGUGUGCUCUGCAUCUGGUCUGUGACUCUUCCUGGGAUGUGAAGGAGGAGCUGAGCUGUUCUUUGCGACAAGUGGCAUCCAUCAGUCAGCCACAGUCGGGUGUCAUGGCUGACAACAAGUCACUCCUCCGCUGCGCUAUCUUUCACUCUGUCUUGGUGCAGCGACAGACCUACAAGUAUUUAGGCCAGGGCAGAAUCUAUCACUGGAGUCAGGAGGACCUUCAUGCUUUAGUGGAUGCAUAUAUUCAUGUUGCCCAUCUGUGCCAUUACAAGACUAAGGUUUUGCAAUAUUUAGCAGUCAGUCUAGUGUAUGGUGGCCAUGUGACAGACUCUGCAGAUUUGGAGGUGUUGGAGGACAUUGCCAAGACCUGCUUCAAUACAGCUUCACGUCACUUGAACAGCGGACCGCACAUUCUUUCGAAACUUGUCAGAAGUUCUGGUCACUCUGAUUUGUCUGGACAGCUGCAGGUUGUGGAGCAGGGUCUCUGGGAAUCAGCAAACAUCAGCGAGCCCGUGGUGCUGGGCUUUAAUGCCGACAUAACGACUGAGAUAAUCAAGAUCAACAGCUACAACAUGACCAUGUUACUGCGGACCUCGCAAACUCCCCUUCGAUCAGUAAGGCGUUUUAGCAGCAAAGAAAAGCGGCUUGCUACGCUGCCAGCGUUCAAUGAUGCCAGAGUCAGACUGGAGGGUCUGAAGCGCUACCUCACAAGCAAGAAUGAAAGUGCAGUAACAAAUGCAGGAGCUCUUCCUCGCGGGCCUGUGCGUGACUUCCUCCAGGCUGAGUGGGAUGAUCUCAUUGACUCGGUGUCCUUGCUCCUCUCACAGCUGCAGCAGCCUGUUCAGUAUUCGCUGACCUUCGCUUCCCUCCUCAAGCUCACUGACUUGUCUGUCUUGGAGAGGAGGGCAGAGUUGGUCAGUGCAUAUCUGUGGCACCAUGAUGCUUCAGAUCCACCUGGUGCUUAUCGACUAUCUGCUUUUAAAAACGCCAGAGGCCUGCUGGUGGCAGUGAUGAGAGAGGCUGCUCAAGUAAAUCGUAAAUAUAUCACUGAUAUAAUUCUACAGUUCCAGGUUCUGUCUUACAGCACACACCCCGUCUCACUUCCUGUGGAUGCUGUGUAUUUGUGUGGCCUGGAACUUAAAGGGGCAUCAUGGGAUACACAACUGCAAGUCCUACAGGACACUGUCUCUCCUCAGUCUUGCUCAGUACCACUUCUUUGUGUUAAAGCUCAAGUGAGGAGCACGAACAGUUCCCAUGAUACAGCCCCCUGUAAAAGUUCAUAUUUAAUGGAUAACAGGAAUGUUCACUGUGCAGCCGUCGUUCCCUUAACUACCCCUCAGGUACCAAUCUACCACUGCCCACUCUAUCUGGACGAAGGGUUGGAGAGUGGAAGCUCAGGACUGGCUGAUGUUAGCAUUAUCACAAAAGUUCCCCUUCAUACCAAGCUAGAUCCUCUUCUGUGUAGUUUGAGAAGGGUGAGACUAGUGAGUAGACUCUGACUGUACUCAGCUGCCUUAUCUGCUGUGAUUGUUAAAUGAACUGAUGCAAAGACUGUAGUUUACAGUAUGUCAUGAGGACUGAUGCUCCUGUGAUUUUAUGUGAACCUUCAAAUAAAUUUAUAAAUCCA
Neolamprologus brichardi is the source of this 13662-nucleotide messenger RNA. It is a transcript of the gene dnhd1, whose product is annotated as dynein heavy chain domain 1. Gene Ontology annotation, cellular component: sperm flagellum; inner dynein arm. Lineage: Eukaryota; Metazoa; Chordata; Actinopteri; Cichliformes; Cichlidae. Gene Ontology annotation, biological process: flagellated sperm motility. Gene Ontology annotation, molecular function: minus-end-directed microtubule motor activity; dynein intermediate chain binding; dynein light intermediate chain binding. The record is from RefSeq and is a predicted model, not a curated record.